Messenger RNA from Periconia digitata, 1029 nucleotides. Lineage: Eukaryota; Fungi; Ascomycota; Dothideomycetes; Pleosporales; Periconiaceae. The record is from the annotation of a GenBank genome assembly.
UCGACGUCGAGUACACGCAAUCGAGUUGUCCGCUACACGAACGUCAUGGCUCUCAUGACUCGGCGUUUCCUCCACUCAACUCCUCGUUUCUUCAAGACUGCAUCCGCCCAGGAAGCCUGCAUUGAACUCUUUGCACGUUUCGGAAGCUCUCCUGUAUCCAUACGAUCACAGCUACUGGACGCUAAUCAGCUGCAUCUUCUGAAUGCUACGCUCAACCGCGCGUCCACCUCUUCUUCUUCUCCGCAGGACGGAACCCCGGUCCCUGCAGGCUACCACCUUGUGUAUUUCACUCCAUCAGCAUCAGAAAGCGAAUUAGGCAGCGAUGGCACAGAUCGGACCGUAAACCCUCUCCGACCAUUCACACGACGAAUGUGGGCAGGCGGUGAGUUAGAAUGGAGUCAAGCGCCCGAUACAGCCCUACGCAUUGGGCAAACAGUGCAGGAAACGACCAAGCUGACCAGCGCGGAGGCCAAGAAGUCAAAAACGGGCGCUGAAAUGCUUGUGGUUGGCGUAGAGAAGACAUUCAGCAAUGAAUGCGGGGUUGCUUUGACGGAUCGUAGGAGCUGGGUCUUCCAACAAGAAAUCACGACGCCAAUGCCUGUCCCGCCGCGACUGGCGGAUAAGGCAUUCGAGAAUCCAGGGGUUGGUGACGGAAUGUACUACAGGGACUUCAAGCAAAGUCCUGUAAGCUUAUUUCGUUUCUCGGCGUUGACAUUCAAUGGACACAAAAUUCAUUACUUGCCCGAGUGGUGCCGCGAGGUCGAGGGUCAUAGAGAUGCCGUUGUCCACGGGCCAUUGAAUCUAAUCAACAUCUUGGAUUUAUGGAGGGAUUCACGAAGAGGUAUCAGCGAGAAUAGUGAAGGGAUUGCUCUCCCAAGAAGGAUCAAGUACAGGGCUAUGAGUCCAAUCUACGUCGGGGAAGACUAUAGAAUCGUACUACAGAAGGACGUUGGAGACACCAAGACAUACAAGGUUGAACUUUGGGAUAGCUUUGGAAGAGUGGGAAUGAAAGCAACCAUCGAAGAAUGA